Messenger RNA from Benincasa hispida (wax gourd), 423 nucleotides. The record is from RefSeq and is a predicted model, not a curated record. Lineage: Eukaryota; Viridiplantae; Streptophyta; Magnoliopsida; Cucurbitales; Cucurbitaceae.
AUGAGGACCGUCACUAGCUGGCAGAUUUGUAUGGACUACCAAAAGCUCAAUGCGGCGAUGAAGAAGGACCAUUUCCCUUUACCUUUUAUUGAUCAAGUGCUAGAUCAACUAACAGGAAAUGACUACUUCUGUUUUCUUGAUGGGUAUGUGAGGCUACAACCAGAUAAUGAUCGCACCAGAAGACCAAUAAAAGUCCACAUUCACCUGCUCAUACAGACCGUUUGCUUUUCGUCGCAUGCUGUUUGGUUUAUGCAAUGCACCGAGCAUGUUUCAGAGGUGCAUGAUGGCAAUCUUCUCCGAGUAUCUCGAGGAUUCAGUAGAAAUCUUAUGGAUGAUUUCUCAGUUUAUAGGCAAACGUAUGAAGUUUGUCUGAAAAACUUCGAGAGGAUACUAAAAAGGUGCGAAGAGACCAAUCUGUGCUGA